This is a messenger RNA of Gekko japonicus, 1792 nucleotides long. It is a transcript of the gene SOWAHB, whose product is annotated as sosondowah ankyrin repeat domain family member B. The coding region runs from base 1 to 1734 and encodes 577 amino acids. Lineage: Eukaryota; Metazoa; Chordata; Lepidosauria; Squamata; Gekkonidae. Gene Ontology annotation, molecular function: protein binding. The transcript is spliced from 2 exons. The record is from RefSeq and is a predicted model, not a curated record.
AUGAGGGAGCCGCCCCUCGACGAUCCGGGCAGCCGCGCGCAGCAGCAGCGGCCGCGGGGCCAAGGCAGGGCGGAAGGCGCGCCCAGGGCGCCUGGCGGCGAGUGUCUCCGCAACGGCGCGGAGAAGGAGGAGCGCCCGAGGAGCCGCACCUGCGGAGGCUCGGCCCAGGAUCUCCGGGCCAGCCCGGCAGACCUCGGGGGGCGAUCCGGGGCGCGGCGCCCUCCCAGCCCCACGCCAAGCGGCCCCCCGCCACGAUGCGCCCUGCUCGGGGACGAGAGGCGCAGCCAGACGAGCUGCGGUUUCGGCCCUCCCGCCGGGGACCUGCCUGCCCUCCCGGGCGGGGCGCCGCAGGCCAACGGGCCGCCUUUUCCCGUCGGGGCCCCGGGCGCGCUGCCUCCCAGCGACGGCCUCCAGCAGCGGAUCCGCGAGUGGGUGGCCAGGGCGCACGGGGUCGCCCUCCAGCCGUCCGAUGACGCCUGCGAGGGAGGAGAAGAAGCAGCCUGGUCCGCCCGGCCCUCCCCGCCCAUCUCGGCUCGCAGCCCCUGCCCUUCGCCGUCGCUGCUCGACUCCCAGCUCGGCCCGCCGCCUCCCGGGCUGGAGCCGUGGCGGGAGCGCUUGCCCGUCUUCCGCAGCAUCCGGUGCCAGCUCGCCCUGCAGGACCUGGACGAGUUCCUGGAGCAGGAGAGCCCCGCCAGCGAGGACAGCAGCAGCGCCAGCGGAGGCAGCGACUCCUGUCGGGGAGAAGGCGAACCGGCCUUCCUGCACCAUCCGACUCAGAAUGGACCCCCAAUAGGGGUCGCCCGGACGCCGGGAGAAGAACCGCCCCGCAAGCCCCGAGCCAAUGGGCAGCUGGGGCCACCCAUGGGGGCAAGUGGACCACCGCGGGGCCCCCCAAGCCCAGGGCACCUCCCCCCCUUGGGCCAGAUUACUCGGGGGUCCUCCUCGGAGGAUGAGCUGCUGGAUAAAGACUCCAAGAGACCCAGUGGGCACUUGCCAAAGGCCAAGAAGUUGGCAUGCUUGCCUUCUCCAAAUCUGGAUGCCCCCUUAAGUCCGCAGGUGGCCCACCGGCAGGGCUCCCAGAACAGCACCCUGUCAGUGGAAGGGCUGGGCCUGGCCACGGACGGUUCCCCCGAACCCAGAUCUUCCUUGGUCCCUCUGGAACCCCGAGAGCACACCUGGCUGGUUAAGGUGGCCGUGGGGUCGUGGCUGCAGGUCCGGGCGCUCUUCCUAGAAGACCCCCACCUCGCCACCCGCAAGGACUUCAUUUCGGGCUACACGGUGCUCCACUGGCUGGCCAAGCACGGCAACGCGCAGGUGCUGCUGGAUUUUGUCACCGGGGCCCGGAAAGCCGGCGUGGCCCUGGAUGUCAACGUCAAGUCCGGCUGCGGCUACACCCCGUUGCACCUGGCUGCCAUGCACGGCCACCAGCUGGUCAUCCGGCUGCUGGUGCAGAAGCUGCAGUGCCAGAUCCAGGUGCGGGACAGCAGCGGCAAGAGGCCUUGGCAGUACCUGAGCAGCUCCACCUCGGGGGAGAUAUGGCAGCUCUUGGGAGCGCCCAAGGGCAAGACCAUCUUCCCCGCCCAUCCGAUCGCCCGGAGAGGCAAGAGUCCGGAUCUGGCGAGGAAGAUCAGCAGGCAAACAUCUCUGGCUGCCUACUUGAAACCGCAGCACAUUAAGUGGAAAAUGGCCAACAAGUAUCCGGCGCUGCAGGAGAGGGAGGAAUACAGUGACUAAAGAUUGGCGCUGGGUGACCAGUUUGGGAGGAAUUUGUUGGGCCUGUUAGGUGGUUGGA